AGCGCCCCCCCCUACUUCCUCGUGCUUCCCCGUUGUUCGCUUCGCCCCUUUCCUUCGAGUUCUUCCUUCUUCCGUCCAAGCCCUAGCAGGAAAGCUGGGUGGGGGAGCGAAAAUCAAAACCCCCAAAAUUUUCCGUCGGCUCCGAGGAUCAAACCCUAGAGAAGGCGGAGCAAUAUGCCUGACUACGACAGGAGGUACGAGGGGAACGGCGACGGGUACAACGAUUACUCUUCUCCCCAUCGAGGAGGAGGGGGAGGUGGAGGAUAUGAGGAUUAUGGCGAUCACAAAACCCAGUCUGCCUCUCGUGAAUAUGACCGAGAUUCUGUGAAAGGUAGAGAUAGGGAGCGGGAGAGAGAUAGGGACAACAAGGACAGGGAUAGGGACAGAGACAGGGACAGAGAUCGCGAUAGACACCACCGCGAUCGCCACAAGGAUCGCAAUGAGAGGAGGGAGAGGGACCGUGAUAGGGGAGAUGACUACGAUUUUCAGAGAAGCCGCGACUCUGACAGGCAUAGGGAUUAUGAUCGUGAAAAAGAAGGAAGACACAGGCAUAGGUCUAAGUCUCCUUCUAGGAGUAAAUCUGAGCAUAGAUCAAGGUCCAGAUCUCGUUCACGUUCAAAGAGCAAACGCAUUAGUGGGUUUGAUAUGGGUCCUCCAGCAGCAACAAUAAUUCCUGGAGCAGCCAUGCCAGGGCAAGUAGCUGGAGCGACGCAACCUGUCCCAGGGAUGUUUCCGAACAUGUUCCCUGUGGGAACUGGACAGUUUGGAGCCCUCCCAAUAAUGCCAGUCCAAGCAAUGACACAGCAGGCUACUCGACAUGCUAGACGGGUGUACGUUGGAGGGCUUUCUCCUACAGCCAAUGAGCAGUCUGUAGCUACCUUUUUUAGCCAAGUUAUGGCUGCUAUUGGAGGGAAUACUGCUGGACCAGGUGAUGCAGUUGUCAAUGUGUACAUAAACCAUGAAAAGAAAUUUGCCUUUGUGGAAAUGAGAUCUGUUGAGGAAGCCAGUAAUGCUAUGGCAUUAGAUGGCAUAAUUUUUGAGGGAGCACCUGUCAAAGUAAGGAGGCCAAGUGAUUAUAAUCCUUCUUUGGCUGCAGCACUUGGUCCAAGCCAACCUAAUCCAAAUUUAAAUUUGGCUGCUGUUGGGCUGACACCUGGUUCUGCUGGUGGGCUAGAGGGCCCUGAUCGAAUUUUUGUUGGUGGGCUUCCCUAUUACUUUACAGAAGCACAAAUAAGGGAGUUGCUUGAGUCUUUUGGGCCUCUCCGUGGGUUUGACCUUGUCAAGGAUCGUGAAACUGGAAAUUCAAAAGGCUAUGCUUUCUGUGUAUAUCAGGAUCUAAAUGUUACUGAUAUAGCAUGUGCUGCUCUUAACGGCAUUAAGAUGGGAGAUAAAACUCUCACGGUUAGGCGUGCAAAUCAGGGAACCACUCAACCUAGGCCUGAGCAAGAGAGUGUGUUGUUACAGGCACAACAGCAAGUCGCGUUGCAGAGGCUUGUAUUUCAAGGAGGUGCUCUUCCUACUAAGGUGAUAUGCUUGACGCAAGUUUUAACUGUGGAUGAGUUGAAGGACGACGAGGAAUAUGAAGACAUAUUGGAGGAUAUGAGAGGGGAAGGAGGGAAAUAUGGGAACUUGGUAAAUGUUGUGAUCCCGCGGCCUGGGCCGGGUGGAGAGCAAGGGCCAGGGGUGGGAAAGGUGUUCUUGGAGUAUGCGGAUACAGAUGCUGCUUCUCGAGCUCGAGCAAGCUUGAAUGGGAGGAAAUUUGGCGGUAACGUAGUAGUUGCAGUGUUCUACCCGGAGAACAAGUUCUCCAUCGGGGAAUACGAUGGGUAGGAAGCUGGCCUUUUUUUUUGUUCUCUGAAGAUCGGAGGCGUGAACUUUUACCGAAUUAGUGCGAGUCAAAAUGUAAUAUCUAAGCAACUUUUGCCACUCUUUCUUUCGAGCACUUUCUUUCGUUGCAUUGUUAAAAAAUUGAUCUGAUUUACCUUUUUAAUAUAUUUGGUUUUCAUCACAA
Nymphaea colorata (pocket water lily) is the source of this 2011-nucleotide messenger RNA. Its product is annotated as splicing factor U2af large subunit B-like. The record is from RefSeq and is a predicted model, not a curated record. Bases 175 to 1830 code for a protein of 551 amino acids. NCBI's taxonomy places the organism in Eukaryota, Viridiplantae, Streptophyta, Magnoliopsida, Nymphaeales, Nymphaeaceae. Gene Ontology annotation, biological process: mRNA processing. Gene Ontology annotation, cellular component: nucleus; commitment complex; U2-type prespliceosome. The transcript is spliced from 13 exons. Gene Ontology annotation, molecular function: pre-mRNA 3'-splice site binding; poly-pyrimidine tract binding.